AUGACCAGCGACCAGUAUCACGAGGAAAGCGAGCUUCCUCCAGCUGGAAAUCCUGCCGAGGCAUCCAAUAAGGACGUGCCACCUUCCAUAGCCACAUUUGUGGAGAAGUUUUACAAGAUCUCGGACACGCCCGAUGUGCACGAACAGUACGCUGAUGACUAUUUUAUCCACGACGAAGACCGGCUCAGCUUCCAGAUCGGACCCAUGCAACCGACAAAUAAGCGUGAAGGCAUCGUUGCUUGGAGACGGAAGGGCUGGGAAGGUGUCACUAGACGCAAGCACGUCGUUAACGGCGUCUUUAUCAGCCCAAAAUGGGAAAACGAGAUCAUGCUGGACGGCUCGGUAGAGAUGGACAAGAAUGGCUCGACGCUCAAGUUCAAUUGGGCCGGUAGAAUGGUGUUCGACCACAAGAGCCUGGAGGAGGGUGCGCCCAAGAUCGAGACCUACAAGGUGUGGCUGAGUCAGGAGUAA
Mycosarcoma maydis (corn smut) is the source of this 471-nucleotide messenger RNA. RefSeq lists its product as uncharacterized. The transcript is spliced from 2 exons. The record is from RefSeq and is a predicted model, not a curated record. NCBI's taxonomy places the organism in Eukaryota, Fungi, Basidiomycota, Ustilaginomycetes, Ustilaginales. The coding region runs from base 1 to 471 and encodes 156 amino acids.